Messenger RNA from Mycetomoellerius zeteki, 4314 nucleotides. RefSeq names its product solute carrier family 12 member kcc (gene kcc). The record is from RefSeq and is a predicted model, not a curated record. Gene Ontology annotation, cellular component: plasma membrane. Gene Ontology annotation, molecular function: potassium:chloride symporter activity. Gene Ontology annotation, biological process: cell volume homeostasis; chemical synaptic transmission; chloride ion homeostasis. NCBI's taxonomy places the organism in Eukaryota, Metazoa, Arthropoda, Insecta, Hymenoptera, Formicidae.
AAUCCGAUCUUAUAAGUAAAUCAAAGUAAAAAAGUGCAGUUUUACCUAAAGUAGCCUGUAUCGAGAUAUAAACAAAAAAAAGUCGACGAGGAAACAUCCUGCGAGAAGAGGAUCCUGCGACGAUCGAGAUAAAGAUCUCGCGCGGGUAUCGGAAAAGCGUGAACGGCACUGAGCUUUGGGUGGCAGUUGGAAGAGGGGGCCUCGUGUUUCCCACCUCCGGUCGGUAGAAAAUCGAAGACGUGUCGAAACUACCAUGAGCGAGGGCACGCCGAAGUCGCAGAUCAAGAUCGUCGUGCCCGAUGGUUCGCCAGCACGUCCGCAAGCUGGCGAUGGAGGCGGCGCAGGCGGAGAUGGCGAUCCCAUUGUCAGCACCAAUUCCGAGAAGAAGUCAGGAUAUGAGACCAAUCUGUAUCUCUACAGUGAGGAGAUGGAGGAUCGGCCGCGAAUUUCGACGUUGCUCAACAGCUUGGCGAACUACAGCAACACCAUCCCUGCCGCGACUGACCCGGAUAAACCGGCCCCGGCCGCGGGAGGCGGAGCACGAAUGGGUACCCUCAUAGGUGUUUACUUGCCAUGUAUCCAGAACAUCUUUGGUGUGAUCCUCUUUAUCCGACUGACAUGGGUAGUCGGUACAGCCGGUGCUAUUCAGGGUUUCUGCAUAGUGCUCUGUUGCUGUUGCGUUACGAUGCUGACGGCGAUCAGUAUGAGUGCCAUCGCUACUAAUGGUGUGGUGCCGGCCGGUGGUUCCUACUUUAUGAUCUCGAGGAGCUUAGGCCCGGAAUUCGGCGGCGCGGUGGGUAUGUUGUUUUAUACUGGCACCACCUUGGCCGCCGCCAUGUACAUCAUCGGUGCCGUCGAGAUCGUCCUCACUUACAUGGCGCCGUCACUCAGCAUAUUCGGCGACUUCACGAAAGACGCCAGCAUUAUGUACAACAACUUCCGUGUAUACGGUUCCGUCUUGCUGAUGAUAAUGGGCACGAUUGUCUUCGUGGGUGUGAAGUUCGUUAACAAGUUCGCCACCGUCGCACUGGCCUGCGUCAUUUUAUCCAUCUUCGCUGUUUACGUGGGACUCUUCGUAAACUUUAACGGCAACGAGUCUCUAAAAUUAUGCCUGCUCGGCAGAAGGCUAUUAAAGGACAUCAACGUUUUCACCGAUUGCAAUAAAAAUUUCAACGGUGCUUUGCAUAAUAUUUACUGCAAUGGCACGAAGUGCGAUUCGUAUUAUCUCGAGAACAAUAUUACCAUCGCCAACGGUAUCCGUGGCUUGGCGAGCGGCGUGUUCCUAGAGAACAUAUGGGAUAGUUUCCAAGAACAGGGUCAAUUAAUCGCUCACGGAUACAACCCGAAGGACAUCGAUGUCCUGUCAGGAUCGAGCUACAACCAGAUCCAGGUCGAUCUUACCACGACCUUUACUAUUCUCAUCGGCAUAUUUUUCCCUUCCGUGACGGGUAUUAUGGCGGGCUCUAACCGAUCCGGUGAUCUGGCUGACGCUCAGAAAUCCAUUCCGAUCGGAACGAUCUGCGCGAUCUUGACGACCUCCAUCGUCUAUCUGUCCAGCGUUCUCCUAUUUGCCGGGACUGUUGAUAAUCUGCUGCUACGUGACAAGUUCGGUCAGAGUAUUGGCGGCAAGCUGGUGGUGGCAAAUAUGGCGUGGCCGAAUCAGUGGGUGAUCCUGAUCGGUUCGUUUCUGUCCACCUUGGGUGCCGGCCUGCAAUCUUUGACAGGAGCACCGCGAUUACUACAAGCAAUCGCCAAGGACGGCAUCAUUCCCUUCCUGAAGCCAUUCGCUACCAGUUCCAGUCGAGGCGAACCUACUCGUGCUUUGAUACUUACUGUGGGAAUUUGCCAGUGCGGUAUCCUACUUGGCAAUGUGGACUACCUGGCACCACUGUUAUCCAUGUUCUUCCUCAUGUGCUACGGCUUUGUCAACCUUGCUUGUGCGCUGCAGACCCUGCUGCGUACGCCAAAUUGGCGGCCACGCUUCAAAUAUUAUCAUUGGAGCCUGUCAUUCCUCGGCCUGUCGCUUUGCAUCGCUAUCAUGUUUAUGACUAGCUGGUACUACGCAUUGCUAGCGAUGGGUAUGGCUGGCUGCAUCUAUAAGUAUAUCGAAUAUCGCGGUGCCGAGAAAGAAUGGGGUGACGGUAUUCGCGGUCUGGCGUUAUCCGCUGCCAGGUACUCGCUGCUCAGGCUCGAAGAGGGUCCACCACACACGAAGAACUGGCGUCCACAGAUCCUGAUCCUCGCCAAACUUACCGAUGACUUGGUGCCUAAAUAUCGCAAGCUCUUCGCAUUCGCUAGUCAGCUUAAAGCUGGUAAAGGUCUCACCAUUAGCGUCAGCUGUAUCGCCGGUGACUAUACACAGAACUCGGGUGAAGCACUAGCGGCCAAGCAGAGCCUGAAGAAAACUGCGGCGGAAGAAAGAGUGAAGGGCUUCGUCGAUGUUCUCGUUGCGAAAAAUGUUGUUGAAGGACUGAGCUCAUUAAUACAAAACACUGGACUUGGCGGGCUAAAACCGAAUACAGUGAUAUUGGGUUGGCCUUAUGGUUGGCGCCAGGACGUCGCAGCCGCGAAGAUGGCAUUGCUAGUGCCCAAAGGCAUAAACUUUUUCCCGGACUCUAGCGAGAAGAUAAUCGGCAACAUUGACGUCUGGUGGAUCGUGCAUGAUGGCGGCCUAUUAAUGCUACUGCCAUUCUUACUGAAGCAACAUCGUACCUGGAAGAACUGUAAGAUGAGGAUCUUUACGGUCGCGCAAAUGGAGGACAACUCAAUACAGAUGAAGAAGGAUUUAAAGAAGUUCUUGUACGACCUGAGAAUCGAGGCGGAAGUCGAGAUUGUCGAAAUGACGAACACGGACAUCUCCGCGUACACAUAUGAACGCACUUUGAUUAUGGAGCAAAGAAAUCAGAUGCUACGCGAGUUGCAACUGAACAAGAAGCAGUCAUUAGGAGUGGUGCAGGGAUUGGUGGACUUCAACGAGGUACCCGCCGAGGAAAAAUUACCUCUGGUACAGGCGAUCGUAGAUCAUCACCACAACGUGGAUGCCAAAGUGCCAACGAAAGUGAGAUUCCAAGAGCCGGGCAACCAGAGUACAAACAUAACCGACGACACGAAGCUGAUGCAGGAAACCGAAUUAAAUAACAAGGAGGACGCUGCCGAGGAGGCAAACGAGAAUGAUGAAGCUAAAGAAAAUAACGAAGAGACAAAGCUGAUUGGCGGCUCGCCCAAAGCGGAGAAUAAAGAGAAUACGGAGAAGGAAGCGAAAGAGGCGGAAGCGAAAGAGGAAGAAAACGACGCGCAGGAAAACAAAAACCAAAGUCCGGAGAUUAAAAAACCUACAAUUACACCUGACGAGGGUGACGUGAGACGUAUGCAUACUUCGUUGAAGCUGAACGAAGUAAUUCGUAAAAUGAGUAGCGAGGCUCAACUGGUUAUCCUGAAUCUUCCCGGACCGCCACGGGACACGAAGAUGGAGCGUGAAUCUAAUUAUAUGGAAUUCCUCGAGGUGCUCACCGAAGGCUUAGAAAGGGUACUAAUGGUGCGGGGUAGCGGACGGGAGGUGAUCACCAUCUACUCGUGAACUAAAGCGACGGGAAUUAAUGCCGUUGUCUUGCGGAAGCAGAGCUCUAGUUUACUUCUCAGUGACCUAAACGACACUACCUUAAGGAACAUACUACUCUUGUGCCAUUGUCUGCGGCAGUCACUUGCGCCGCGCACUCUGAAAGUCGUUAAGGAGAAGAGAAUGACGACGACGACGAUCGUUCAUAUCGGACAUGAAAAACGAAGUUUUACUGAAGCUGACUUAUUAUAUGGACCGCGAUGAUCAUUCGUUAUCCAAUGAUGAAGCCAAACGCGAUGAUGCCAAAGGAUAGGUUUUUCUUUGAAUGAAUUUUUGAGCGUAGAAUGUGCGAGUUUAUGUGUCAGGUAUGUACGCGUCAGAAGGGGGUCGCAUACGGCAGCGAGGGCUGCUCAGAUUCGAAUUCGACAACCUGUCGAGCUCGACCGAGCUCGUCGGACAGAGCGCACUUCUCAGAAAAAUCGCUGGUACCAAAAAAAAAAAACUGUAGCUCAAUGAGACAAGUCCCGAGUAAAACGUCACUUCGAUUCAAUUUCUCGCAACUGUUAAAAACCACGUCUAAAACGAAGAAAAGAAUAAAAGUAAGAAAAUGGCAAAGAAAAAGGGGGGAAAAAUCAAAAUUUGGUCCGAGGCUAAGGUCGAAGCAUCUACGAAACCACUGCCAGACUACUUUCUAAAUGCUUCGCGUUUAACCAAAGACGCGAGAGGCUCAUUUUUCUACAUGCAUUGUCGUUAAUAGG